AUGACUCCAGAGUUGCCGUCGGAGUUGCGGCUUCAAUUGCAAGCCGCCACUCGUGCUGUAAAAUGGACCUACUUCACCUUCUGGAAACCAGCUCCCGGUGACCAGAAAAAGUUGGUUUGGGGUGAUGGCUACUUCAAUGGAACCAUCAAAACACGAAAAACCAUCGAUGGCAAGGAAUUGACGCCUGAGGAGUUCGGUUUGCAGCGUUCUCACCAGCUUCGUGAUCUUUAUGAAACAUUGUCUAAUACUGAACUCAGGCAUGCGAUUGCUAACAAGCCAGUUGCUUUGAAGCCUGAGGAUUUCGCAGAAGAAGAAUGGUUGAUGGGAAGGGCUGCAGCAAGCGGACGAUACAAAUGGCUAUGCGGAGCCAACGGGAUGACUACCUAAGUUUUCACACGAGCCCUUAUUUCUAAGAGUGCCUCCAUUCAGACGGUUAUCUGCGUUCCUCUUAAGGAUGGUUUUCGAGAGUUCGGAACAACCCAAAAUGUACCAGUAGACUCGAAGAUGGUGCAACAUCUUUUAUCCUUCUUGGAACAACCAAAACAUAACCGCUCACAAAGUUCUUUGGUCAUCGGGCAAAGUGCAAGAAAUCCCAAGAGGGCCAAGCUUUCCAAUCCUCCAAGGACGAAGGUUGAGGAUAAAAUGUCACUGAACAAUGUGAACAUCAGCACGCGCUUGUCACGUCAAGGACCCAGAACAUGUGUACACAUCUUUCAGCGAUUGCAGUGUGUUUCUGAAAAACUUAAUUGGCGAUCUGCACAGGGCAGUGCUUCAAGGCGGAAUGGAGAACAAUUUCCAGAAGGUUCUAAGCGUACUUCACCUGCGAGCGCAUUUGUCAUUUGGAAGAACAGCCUAACACCUCCGAGGAAAUAUCGCAAGGCUGGGAAUCGUCAAUGGAUUUUGAAAGAGGUUUUGUUUCAUGUCACACAACUCUUCAAUGGUACCUUGAAGGAAAUCAACGUGGAAGUAGAGAGCAGCUUAGUAACCACCGAAAAAGUUGGUGAAGACAGAAGGGCCUCCGAGUUGGAAUCUCAUAAACCAGUACCAAGUAUUGAAGAAACAAAUGCUAGUCAUGUGCUUGCAGAGCGUAGAAGACGAGAGAAAUUGAACGAAAGACUCUUGUCAUUGCGUGCUCUGGUACCCAAUGUCUCCAAGAUGGACAAGGCAUCGAUCCUUGGAGAUGCAAUAGAGUACGUGAAGGAGCUUCAGAGUCGACUCCAAGCUUUUCAAAUAAGGGCGGAGCCUUAAGGCAAUCUGGGAUA
This is a messenger RNA of Physcomitrium patens, 1262 nucleotides long. The record is from RefSeq and is a predicted model, not a curated record. NCBI's taxonomy places the organism in Eukaryota, Viridiplantae, Streptophyta, Bryopsida, Funariales, Funariaceae.